AUGUCUACAACUACAACCACACCACCCCUCCCAACCCUAAUCUUCAUCCCCGGCGCCUGGCAUCAACCCACCUGCUACUCCAAACUCAUCACGCACCUGCAAACCCACCACCCAGACCUGCACUGCACCACCAUCACCCUCCCCUCAACAACCGGCGACCCCGCCGCCACAUUCAAAGACGACCUCGACGCCACCCGCGCCGCCAUCAUCACCGAAACAAUCCACCACGGCCGCAAUGUCGUCCUGAUCGCGCACUCCUACGGCGGCAUGGUCGCCAACAGCGCCAUCAAAGGCUUUACCUCUCCCUCAUCACCCUCAUCCGGCAUCAUCAUCGGCCUAAUCCUCAUAGCCUCCGGCUACACCUUAACGGGCCUCUCCUUCAUGGACCCCUUCCUAGGCCACCCGCCGCCCUCCUGGCGCGCAAACCACACCACCGGGUUCGCAGAGCUAGCCACUUCCCCGCGCAAGCUCUUCUACCAUGACCUCCCCGAGGAAGAAGCCCGGUACUGGGUAUCGCAGCUCAGACCGCAGAGUCUGAAAGCGCUGUUCGAGGGCGGCGAGUACUCGUACGCCGGGUGGAAGGACGUCCCGAGCUGGUAUAUUGGGACUGGGGAGGAUAAAGGACUGCCGGUACUGAUGCAGAGGGUGGGCGUGGGGAUGGCGAGGGGGAUGUGUCCGGGGUUGAGGGUGGUGUAUAGGGAGGUGGAGGGGGCGAGUCAUUCGGUGUUUUUGAGUCGGGUGGAGGUUGUUGGCGGGUUAGUUUGGGAGGCGGUGGGGAGUUUUAUGGGGAGGGAGGUAGGGGGGGAUGGGGAUGGGGAUAAUUGGAAGAGUCAGGGUGUGGUUGUGCCUGAGGCGGAUGUCUGGAAGGUUUCGACGUGGUUGAAGUUUGGAGUGCCGGCGGCUUUGGGAAGGGUGGUGGGGUGGGGGUUUGGGUUGUAUGGCUGGGUUAGGGUCACUGUCCACAGUGUGUGUAUGCAUAUAGAAGCACACUGCCUGUAUGAUGAAAUCCAAGUAAUCUAUGCCAUCAUACUACAUCGUUCUAUCCGUCUCAUGUUUAUCUGA
Messenger RNA from Aspergillus niger, 1062 nucleotides. RefSeq lists its product as uncharacterized. Bases 1 to 1062 code for a protein of 353 amino acids. The record is from RefSeq and is a predicted model, not a curated record. The transcript is spliced from 3 exons. Lineage: Eukaryota; Fungi; Ascomycota; Eurotiomycetes; Eurotiales; Aspergillaceae.